AAGGAUAGUAUUUAGCUGUACACGUGAUAAGCACGUAAGAGUAGCCCAUAAAUACACGGGAUUUGAAAAUAUCAAACCAUAUAGUAAUUUCCAAACAAACAAAGCUCAUUUCUGAUAUAACAAUCAAUUUUUUGGUUUCUUGUUAAAGUUGCACACACUGUAAAAUGGCAAUGAAUCCUAAAGUAUUUCCUCAUGGAAUGCCAGUUCCAUUUCUCAAUGAAUUGUUUGUCUUAGCUAAUGAUGGAGUUGACUUUGAGAUUGAUCACAUUCCAAGUUUAGGAGUAGUACAAGCAAAAGGAAUCAUCUAUUUAUCGAAUAUCCGUAUGGUCUUUGUUGCAAAGAAUCCUAGGGACAACUUCACUGCUUUUGACAUUCCGUUGCUUUUUGUUCAUGGUGAAAUAUUAAAUCAACCAAUAUUCUCUUGCAAAAACAUUUCUGGAUAUGUAAAUCCGGUUGUUGUACCAGCUAAUGAAAACAAUGUCAUUCCUCAUUCGUUUAAAAUUUUGUUCAAGGAAUGUGAUUGUGAGAAUUUCAUCCCAUUAUUUUUCAAUUUAAUUGGAAAAGUGAGACGACGCUACCGACGGUCAAGGGCAAAGGCUCGUGUAGAUCCUCUUCAAGAAGCAAAAGCAUCGGUCGAUGAGAUGACGAGAUAUGCUUAUGUCGACCCCAAUGAUCCGACAAGUAUCUUCUUGCAGCAGCCUACUCCAGAGCCUUGACUAGGGUGUCGUACCUACAGUUCAUAGCCUACUGAAAGUUCUAUAUAGCUCUGGUUUCUGGUUAACCGGAUAAUGCAACUUGUGCACGAGAUACAUCUUUUUGCUUUAUUGAUGCCUUCAGAUCUGUCCAUAUGGAGAAGAAUAGUAAGUUUGUUUUGCAGAUGAUGCAGGGGCGGAGCUAGGGGCGCAAGGGUGUUCAUCCAAACCCCCUUCCCCGGAAAAAAACAUUUGUGUAUAUAAGCUUAAAAAUAACUUUUUAUGUAUACAUAGUAGAUGUUGGAUGCCAUUGGCUUCUUCGUGUGUUUACUUCUUUAAAUUUUAGUUCCUUUGGCUUCUUCGUGUGGUUAUUUCGUGUGAAAAUCCUAGCUCCGCCACUCAUAUGAUGUAUAUACCAUUAACUUCAUUCUUUUAUGGGUCAGCAGAGGUCCC
Molecule: messenger RNA, 1145 nt
Organism: Lycium barbarum (goji berry)
Lineage: Eukaryota; Viridiplantae; Streptophyta; Magnoliopsida; Solanales; Solanaceae
Product: UPF0664 stress-induced protein C29B12.11c-like
Exons: 5
Coding region: 165-716 (183 amino acids)
Biological process (GO): positive regulation of DNA-templated transcription
Cellular component (GO): nucleus
Molecular function (GO): chromatin DNA binding; transcription coactivator activity
Source: RefSeq, a predicted model, not a curated record